AUUCCUGUAUACAAGCAGCUGUCAGUGUAAAUUGGCGUGUGUUUUUCUUUUUCGGCUUUAAACUAUUUUUGUAAACUUUUAUUGGUUUAUUUUAUAAAAAUCUGUUAAAGCGGUUGUUUGUUAUUCUUUUUAUAAGUUGUUUUAUUUGUUGUUAAAAGUAUUUCCACUAAAAAUCAACUAUGGAUGUAGCUGAUGCUAAUAUUGGUCAACUGCGUGUUAAAGAUGAAGUGGGCAUAAGAUGUCAAAAGUUAUUUCAAGAUUUUUUGGAAGAAUUCAAAGAAGAUGGUGAAAUAAAGUAUGUUAAACCAGCUGCCGAUUUGGAGUCACCCGAUCGUUGUACAUUGGAGGUCAGUUUCGAUGAUGUUGAAAAGUAUAAUCAGAAUUUGGCCACCACUAUAAUAGAGGAGUACUAUAGAAUCUUUCCUUAUCUCUGUCAAUCUGUUUCCAACUACGUCAAAGACCGCAUUGGCUUGAAAACCGAAAAAGAGUGUUAUGUUUCCUUUACCGAGGUGCCGACACGUCAUAAGGUACGUGAUUUAACCACCUCCAAGAUAGGCACUUUGAUUCGUAUCUCCGGCCAAGUGGUGCGUACUCAUCCUGUACAUCCCGAACUGGUUUUGGGUGUUUUCAUGUGUUUGGAUUGUCAAACCGAAAUACGCAAUGUGGAGCAACAGUUUAAAUUUACCAAUCCCACUAUUUGCCGUAAUCCUGUUUGUGCCAAUCGUCGUCGUUUUAUGCUGGAUGUGGAGAAAUCCCUCUUCGUUGAUUUCCAAAAGAUACGCAUCCAAGAAACUCAAUCGGAAUUGCCUAGAGGUUGUAUUCCGCGUUCGGUGGAAAUUAUUUUACGUUCUGAAUUGGUAGAAACUGUUCAGGCGGGAGAUCGUUAUGAUUUCACCGGCACUUUAAUAGUGGUGCCCGAUGUAGGUGUUCUUAGUAUGCCGGGCGCUAAGGCUGAUAUGGGUUCACGCCAUAAGCCCGGAGAUGGCCCCGAAGGUCUGACGGGUCUUAAGGCUUUGGGCAUGCGUGAGCUUAACUAUCGUAUGGCCUUUUUGGCCUGCAGUGUUCAGGCAACUAAUGUACGUUUCGGUGGUACCGACUUACCCAUGUCUGAGGUAACGGCUGAAGAUAUGAAGAAGCAAAUGACAGAUGCAGAGUGGAAUAAGGUCUAUGAAAUGUCGAAGGAUCGUAAUUUGUAUAGUAAUUUGAUUACCAGUUUAUUCCCCUCGAUCUAUGGCAAUGAUGAGGUGAAACGCGGUAUAUUGUUGCAGCUGUUUGGUGGCGUAGGAAAGACCACACAUGAGAAAACCACUUUACGUGGUGAUAUCAACGUCUGUAUUGUCGGUGAUCCCAGUACGGCCAAAUCACAAUUCCUCAAACAAGUCGCUGACUUUUCACCUCGUGCCGUCUACACUUCCGGUAAAGCCUCUUCGGCAGCUGGUCUUACUGCUGCCGUAGUAAGAGAUGAGGAAAGUUUUGAUUUUGUCAUCGAGGCUGGUGCCCUGAUGUUGGCCGAUAAUGGUAUCUGUUGUAUAGAUGAAUUCGAUAAAAUGGAUCCCCGAGAUCAGGUAGCCAUUCACGAAGCUAUGGAACAGCAAACUAUAUCAUUGGCUAAAGCAGGUGUUAGAGCUACACUUAAUGCUCGUACUUCUAUUUUGGCAGCUGCUAAUCCCAUUAAUGGCCGUUAUGAUCGUUCAAAAAGUUUGCAACAGAAUAUUCAGUUGUCUGCUCCCAUUAUGUCACGUUUUGAUUUGUUUUUUAUUUUGGUCGAUGAAUGCAAUGAAGUGGUGGAUUAUGCUAUAGCACGUAAAAUUGUCGAUUUGCAUUCGAAUAUAGAGGACAAUAUCGAAAGAGCUUAUACCCGUGAGGAAGUUUUACGUUAUAUCACAUUUGCCAAGCAAUUUAAACCGAUCAUUAGUCAAGAGGCGUGUAAACUUUUGGUAGAAAACUAUGGACAUUUAAGACAACGUGAUACUGGUACUUCGGGACGCAGCACUUGGCGUAUUACCGUUCGACAAUUGGAGUCUAUGAUACGUUUAAGUGAGGCGAUGGCUAAAUUGGAAUGUAUGAAUGAGGUGCAGGAGCGUCAUGUUAAAGAGGCAUUCCGUUUGCUUAAUAAAUCCAUUAUAAGAGUAGAACAGCCGGAUAUACAUUUAGAUGACGAUGAUAUUGAUGAGGCAUUUACCGGCGAUGUGGAUAUGGAUCAUGGAAAUGGCACUAAUAAUGGCACAGCCAUGGAUACUGGGGAGGGUGGAGAAACUGAACUUAAUACUUCGGCGGGCCAGACCGCUUUGCAAAAGAAAAAACUUACUUUAUCUUUUGAAGAUUAUAAAAAUCUCUCCACUAUGCUGGUUUUGCAUAUGCGCAACGAAGAGGCCCGCUGUGAAACGGAAGCCUCUGAUACGGGCAUGAAACGUAGUGAUGUCGUCACCUGGUAUCUAGAACAAGUGGCCGAUCAAAUUGAAUCCGAAGAUGAGUUAAUAUCACGUAAAAAUUUGAUCGAAAAAGUCAUAGAUCGUUUGAUUUAUCAUGAUCAAGUUAUUAUUCCCUUAAAAACUACCGAAUUAAAACAGCCGGGCAAAAGUCCCAAACGCACAGAGGAGGAUGAGGAAGAAGAUGAUCCUUUGUUGGUGGUACAUCCUAAUUAUAUUAUAGAAUAGUUUCGCAUUUGUUAAACUUUACAUUUUAUAAAGAAAAAUAUCUUCAUUUGGUUUCCAUACAUAUUGACUUUGUAGUUUUUAAGUUGGCCCUCGAUUAGAGGGCUAGAGUUACUUUUUUAUGUUCAUAGAUUGUUAAGCAGGAAAUUAUUUCAAUAUUUUUGCAACAAAAUUUUUAUAAAUAAAAAAUCUUAAAGAAAUUUUAUUGGUUUUCUUACGUUUUCAGUAGAAAUUUUAGGGUUUUGUAGAAAAUUGCUUCCAAACUUAGGUAUUUGAUAUCCAAAUCUUCUAUUUUACACUUAUAAGAAAAAGGUUUCACAAUUCGCUAGAUGUUUUUAGUCAAAAAAUAUACUAUUAGUGAAAUUCUGACUACCACUUUCACCCAAUUUCUCUUUUUAUCCCAAAUUUUUGGACAAAUUUAAACUAAAAUCUUUCUAAAUUAAAUUUGUUUUCCAUAAAUCACAAAUCAAACACAUCAUUUAAUUUAUUUUUUAAACAAUUUCGAAUAGUUUAUUUUAUAUAAAAAAUAUCUUCCCUUUUUCUGGAGAAGAUUUUCACCAAAAACAAUUUUAUGUAAAGAAAUAAUAAUUGUGCAAAUAAAAUAAAGAAAACUUAAUAGUUUCCAACUUAAAAUUACUAAAGAAUGUGUGUUUUUUUUUUCUCUUAUAAAAUGCAAAUGAAACAAAUCUACUUCAUGCUAUUUAAAAGAAACUUAUUUAUGCCGGGAAUACCUAAAUUAACAAGAAUGAACUGAAAACAGGUGUGUGUAAGCAAGCAUUUUGGGUGAUUUUUUCUUUUCAACUUAAACGCAACAGAACUUAUAAACUACCAGUAGUUUAGCUUUCAUCAUCCUCAAUUUUAGGCGCCAAAUAGUAACGUAUAUAGCCCAGCUCUUGUAUGCGAUAUUCAACCA
Messenger RNA from Lucilia sericata (common green bottle fly), 3567 nucleotides. RefSeq names its product DNA replication licensing factor Mcm6 (gene Mcm6). Bases 180 to 2657 code for a protein of 825 amino acids. Gene Ontology annotation, molecular function: single-stranded 3'-5' DNA helicase activity; ATP binding; single-stranded DNA binding. The transcript has 4 exons. NCBI's taxonomy places the organism in Eukaryota, Metazoa, Arthropoda, Insecta, Diptera, Calliphoridae. Gene Ontology annotation, biological process: double-strand break repair via break-induced replication; DNA replication initiation; mitotic DNA replication. The record is from RefSeq and is a predicted model, not a curated record. Gene Ontology annotation, cellular component: MCM complex; nucleus.